AUGGAGGUCUACGUGGAUGACAUGUUGGUGAAAAGCCGAACGGCAGAGUGCCAUGUGGCUGACCUUAAUAAAAUAUUCUCCAAGCUCAGAAAGUACCAAAUGAAGCUCAACCCUGCAAAGUGCGCGUUCGGAGUCGCCUUGGGCAAAUUCCUGGGCUUCAUAGUAACCCAGUGCGGAGUCGAAGCUAAUCCCAAGAAGAUCCGAGCGCUGCAAGAGAUGGUACCUCCAAAGACAGUCAAAGAAGUACAGCGGCUUACUGGGCGGGUCGCAGCUUUGGGAAGGUUUGUCUCCAGGUCGGCAGAGCGCUGCCUUCCAUUGUUCAAGAUCCUUAAACGACCAAAGAACUUCUUAUGGUCGGAGGAAUGCCAGCAGGCCUUUGAAGAGCUUAGGUGUCUUCUUGCCUCCCCUCCGCUACUCACCAAGCCACAGCAAGGCGAGGUUCUUUACUUAUACUUGGCCGUCUCCCCGGUCGCAGUGAGCACAGUCCUGGUCCGGGAAGAGGAUAAGCUUCAGAAGCCUGUCUACUAUACCAGUCGGGUCCUCAGGGAUGCUGAGAUCCGAUAUUCUAAGCUUAAGAAGACAAUUUUAGCUCUGAUCAUUUCAACUCAGAGACUCCGGCCCUACUUUCAAGCCCACACUGUAGCCAUACUAACCGACCAGCCUAUGAAGCAAAUACUGCAGAGGUCGGACCGCGCCGGAAGGAUUGCCAAAUGGGCGGUUGAGCUCGGAGAGUUCGACCUCGAAUACCGGCCCAGGCCAGCUGUCAAAGCUCAAGCACUCGCCGAUUUCAUCGUGGAGUGCACUUUGCCGGAUGACCCCGAGCUGCCACUCAUACCAACGGAGGAGAGGCCGCCAUGGGUCCUAUAUGUGGACGGCUCCUCGACCUUGGGGGGUAGCGAAGCAGGACUCAUCCUCACCAGUCCGGAUGGGGUAGUUGCUGAGCAGGCCCUACGCCUCGAAUUUCCUGCCUCGAACAAUGAGGCAGAAUACGAGGCACUCAUUGCCAGGCUCAAAUUGGCGAAAGAGCUGAAGGCGGAAGACCUGAGGGUCUUCAGUGACUCCCAACUGGUCGUAAGCCAGGUCCUGGAAGAUUUUGAAGCAAAGGAACCCUCAAUGCAGAAAUAUCUUCAAAAGGUGCGGGAACUCAUAUCCGCCCUGGGCUCCUUCAACAUUCAGCAUAUCCCCAGAACGGAGAACCUCAGGGCUGACGAAUUCUCAAAGCUGGCGACCUCUCGCAUGAAUGAGCUCCCCAAGGCGACGGUGCUCGAAUAUCUCCAAACACCCAGCACAGAAGAGCUUGAGCCGACCAUGUGCAUCGACAUAGAGCCAAGCUGGAUGGAUGGGUUCGUCAACUAUCUACAGGAUGGAACCCUCCCUGACGACGAGCUGGAGGCUCGUCGAAUUAGGCGUCAAGCCCCCCGGUACAUACUAUAUGAAGGCAAGCUCUACCGUCGGUCAUUCACCUCUCCUCUCCUUAAAUGUCUCUGCCCCUCAGAGGCAAAAUUCGGACUCCCCCGUAUCCUUCUAUCUGACAACGGCCGUCAAUUCGACAACGUCCGUUUUAGAGAAUUCUGCUUCGAGCUCGGCAUCGACCACCGCUUCACCUCAGUAUUCUAUCCACAGACGAAUGGAGAGACUGAGGUGACAAAUCGCACCAUUCUCCAGGGGCUCAAAGCUAGACUCGACCGAUCCAAGGAACAAUGGGUCGAAGACCUCUACAAUGUCCUUUGGGCCUACAGAACAACAUUCCGACUUUCUACCGGCGAGACCCCAUUCAACCUGGCAUAUGGGACAGAGGCAGUUAUUCCUCUAGAAAUCGGACUCCCUUCACCGAGGGUGGAACACUACGACACAGUUUCCAACUCAUCUCAGCUUAUGGGCAACCUGGAUCUCAUAGAAGAAACGAGGGAGGCAGCCCAGGUCCGGAUGAUGAGAUAUCAAUAA
Molecule: messenger RNA, 1944 nt
Organism: Phoenix dactylifera (date palm)
Lineage: Eukaryota; Viridiplantae; Streptophyta; Magnoliopsida; Arecales; Arecaceae
Source: RefSeq, a predicted model, not a curated record